Molecule: messenger RNA, 6115 nt
Organism: Mauremys reevesii (Reeves's turtle)
Lineage: Eukaryota; Metazoa; Chordata; Testudines; Geoemydidae
Gene: LIX1L
Product: limb and CNS expressed 1 like
Exons: 6
Coding region: 75-1085 (336 amino acids)
Biological process (GO): autophagosome maturation
Cellular component (GO): cytoplasm
Source: RefSeq, a predicted model, not a curated record
UGGCAGCCCCGGGGCCGCGCAGCCCCCUCCUCGGCUCAGUCGGGGCAGGCUACGGAGGCCGACAGGCGGCGGCGAUGAUGAUGGAGUCGGUGCGCGCCCAGCGGCUGCAGCCCGGGGUGGGGACGCUGCGCUCCCUGCGCCCCGGGGUGACCGGGGCCCCCGCGGCGGCGGCGGCCUCGGCCCCUCCGCCCCCGCUCCUCCCCGCUGCCGGCGGCGCCCCGGCGCUGGUGCUGCCGCCGCCUCCUCCGGGGCUGCCGGGCCCGGGGGCCUCGCCGGGCGGAGCGGGGCCCCCGGCCGUGCUGCGCGAGGCGGUGGAGGCGGUGGUGCGCAGCUUCGCCAAGCACACGCAGGGCUACGGCCGAGUGAACGUUGUGGAAGCUCUUCAGGAGUUCUGGCAGAUGAAGCAGUCACGUGGUGCUGAUCUGAAAAACGGAGCCCUGGUGGUGUACGAGAUGGUCCCUUCCAACAGCCCCCCUUAUGUCUGCUAUGUCACGUUGCCUGGGGGGAGCUGCUUUGGCAGCUUCCAGUUCUGUCCGACAAAGGCUGAAGCCAGGAGGAGCGCUGCGAAGAUUGCACUAAUGAAUUCUGUCUUUAACGAGCACCCCUCCCGGAGGAUCACAGAUGAGUUCAUUGAGAAGAGUGUCUCGGAAGCCUUGGCGUCUUUCAAUGGUAAUCGAGAAGAAGCCGAUAACCCGAACACUGGAAUUGGUGCUUUCCGUUUCAUGCUGGAAUCCAACAAGGGGAAGUCAAUGUUAGAGUUUCAGGAGCUGAUGACCGUCUUCCAGCUGUUGCAUUGGAAUGGCAGCCUCAAAGCCAUGCGAGAGAGGCAGUGCUCACGGCAGGAGGUGCUGGCUCACUAUUCGCACCGUGCUCUGGAUGACGACAUAAGGAACCAGAUGGCCAUGGACUGGGUGAACAGGGAGCAGAGCACCCCCGGAGUCCUUUCCAGAGAGCUGUCCUCGACGGAGAGGGAGCUGGAUGAAGCCCGACUGGCUGGGAAAGAGCUGCGUUUCCACAAGGAGAAGAAAGACAUCCUGAUGCUGGCGGCUGGCCAGCUGGGGAGCAUGCACUCCUCCAACUGCUAGACUCUGCACGCGAACUGUUCAGCUUCCCCAUGCCUACUAACAAUUCCACAUUGAAGGGAUCUGUACCGUGUCACUUAGGGCAUACAGCUGCCUCUUUUCCCGGAGUCGUGGCCCAUUUGCACAUUUUUUUAAGAAGAUGUUUUUAAAAGUUUCUGUACAGAUUUUUACCCUUAGUACUAGCCUUUAGAUUACGUUUCAGCUUUUGAUCUGCUAAAGAAUUCCUUCUCUUUAAAAGUGCAUUUAAAAAAAAAUGCAGCCUUUCAGUGUUAACACUACUCUAAAGACCUCCGUUCAACCCAGGUACUCUACGGAUGACCGUAUUCAGUGGAAAUGUAGCAUUUCCCCAGGGAGAUCUGGAUUUGAAGAGAUCCAGACGGCAUGUUACGCAAAACUGCCUUUCCUUCUGCUUUUGCAGUCUGAGGGGUUUGGUCAAACCCCUCUCCUUUUUGAAAAGCACAGCACUUAGCAAUAUGUUCUGCUCCUUUGUACUAGAAUUCAUGCUCCAAUGGAGAACACCUCAAAGCACAUGCAUGGAGUUUCGGAUCUGGGAUUUUGAUUUGCUCCAUUAUAGAAAUAUGGGGUCAGUCUGCAAAAUUGCCAUCUGCAUCUGAGAUCAGAUUGAAAACUCCACAAAGUGUUACAGGAUGGGAGGUUUGGAUCUGUUUUUGGCUUCGAUCUUCUCUCUUGUACAGAAAGAGAGUCAGCUGGCGACAUAUGUUCAAACUGCUUCCUUAAUACCAAAUUACAAGACUCUGGUGUUUAAGGGAUUGGCUUUGGUAUUAAGGAAUUGGGCUCAGCUUUUUAAUUACGUCUGUACUAGAGAGAGCUCCCAGCCCUAAGAGCUCUGCAGUCCCCCUCUUGAAUCCCCUUUGAACUUUCAUGGGAUUUGCCCUUAGCCCCGCAGGAGUGGAUGAGCUUGGAAUGCCAUUCCCUGGGCUGACUAGUAAGGUGCUAUGAAGAUGCUCGACUUCUAGGAAAGUGUACUGUCCACUUCAUAAGUUACUUAGUCUCACCUAGGCUGGGGACGCCAGAGUUCUGAGGCUAUCCUACCGCUGUCUGGUGUCAUGCUAUUGUCUCCAUGUGAGCAACCUGGCUUUGGGUUGCUUUUGAACACAAUGUCGGACUAAACCUUUUUCAGGAAGACCUAAUAAACACUUGUCAGAUAUUUAGAACUGGCUAACGGAAACAUUGGGGGAACUGUUCCAGGUGUAGCACCAAAGGCCCCAUGUUUACUUCCUUGUUGACCGGAACUGUAUUAACCUCUUGAAGCAGAACCUGGAUUCAGCUGGUCCCCAGCAGUGGAAGGUCAGAUCUGGAUCCAAACCUUAUGGUUCAGCCUCAACUACGCUUGGUUUCUUUUGGCCGGCGUAGAGAGGUCUGAACCAAGUUAUAAACAGGGCUGCACCUAGUCUAUAGCACACUAACUUGUUUAUAAUAUGGGUCAGAUCCGUCUUGAGGAUACCAAGAACAGUCUCCCUACAUGGUUUUACUCCCUAGAAGGUUUAGAUUACCCAUGCAAAAUAGAUAAUAGUAGGCUGCAGAGGGCUGCAUUUAAUCUCCACUUUGGAACUUGCUCUGUUUGUUUUAGUGUUGCUUGAACAAAAGAUUCCUGACAUGUAAAUUUAUAUCUGCACUAUUUUUUUAAACUGAUAGAGCCCCGCACUUAGUAUAAAUAUUAACCCUGUAGUACAAGUAGCUUAAAAGCAGCAUCCUUUCAAAUACCCAGAUGUGUCCAUCGUUCAGAUUUAUAGCAGAAAGGGGAAAAAAUGCCAGCUGCAGAAUAGCAGCCCAAAAGGGAAACCCAAUCAAGAGACAAAAACUCCAUUCCCAACUCCUCUCUAGGGUCUGCUUAUCCCAGGGAUGGGCACUGAGCUUUCUGAACAGGCUAGGCACUCAGUUGCGAACUGUUUCUUAGUUACCUAACUGCCCUAAGAAAGUUGAAAGAAAUCUACGGGGGUUUAUCCAUUUUGCCCAAGUAGAACCCUCAUGGUCAGAAAUAGUUCGUUUAUGUCUGUCAUGGGCAGAAAAACUGCAGCUUUGUGGAGAUGGGAGCAGUUGCGAGCACUGUUUUAAUCAGGUCAUAUUUACUGAAGAUGUAAUCAAAGCACAACCAUAGAACUGUUUGAUCGUUGGCUUCUACACAGUUGUUGGGGGGCAGGGGGAAGGAAGGGGUUAACAACACCUUGGGCACCCCUUCUCAUUAGUCCUCAAAUGAUUCCAGUCUGCUAAAUUCUUCUGUGCACACAGAUGCCACUUCAAUGCAAGCAGGGAUUCAUUGCUCUGGUUACAAACUGAAAACAUUUCACUGCUUGCACCAGGGAAAAAUGGGAAGUCAUUCCAGCCCAGCCCAUCCAAGUCCCUGGAUUUCUGAUCUUUGUGCAUCUCCGUGACACAUCUAAGGGGCAUUAGGGAGCCCGUAUUUCAUAUUUUGCUGUGAGGCCUUAGCCCAAACUUGCACUUUGAUCAAAGAUCCAGAUCCGUUUGGUUCUGCUGAGUUAAAACUGAAUAUUAAUGCUCAAAAAGCAGAAGUGUAGCUUGUAAUAUUCUCAAUAGAAAGUCAUACUCUAGUGUUUCCCGUUUAUGGCAAUAACUGAUCUCUCAGAUCAUAACUACCAAACCUUUUUACCUUUUAUCUAGUGACUUGUUGAUUUUGUAAGCCUGCUGUGCAAGGCAUUUAUUUGAAAGGAUGUGGGACUCUUUAAUCUCGUAUCCUGCUUGUGAGGGCUUGCUAGUGUCUGAUUAGUUUUGUAAAGGAAAAAUUACAGUAUUGGGCUCUCUCCAUUAAUAGCAAAGUCUGAAUCUAUUUUUGUGGUGACAUAAGUGGCACAGGGAUUGAUGGAGUAGGAAGCCAUGGUACAGAAAGUAUCUGUCAGCUAUGCCCACACUGUAAGGGGACCAGUUUUAAGCUUGCUCGUAGCUCAGUCAUCCAAGGCCGAUGUCAUUUUAGACUCUUCCUUUACAGAGUAGGGGGAAAACGAAUGUUUUGUAAAACAGCCACGUGGGACAUUUUCUGUACUGUUUGAUUUGCAACAUGUAGUGUGCAAUGCAAUAGAUUUGCUUGUAAUUCAGACGAGAUGUCAAUCACGACCUCUUGGCUUUUCCUCUAAUCAGCAUUGAAGAGGUAGGAGGCCUCAGGCGGUGGGGAAGAAGGGGGUAACAGUUGAGCACUUUGUACCGUGUUUCAUAUUCUCAGUUCACCAGUGUAGUUCAGGUUAAAUAGCCAGCUAGAGCACAUCUCCUAGACAAUGCAGUCUAACAAAGCAAUGAUUUGCUGGUGCACAAAAUAAUCUUCCUCAUAACACUUUAAAGCCUUUUCAGUGUAUAAUCCAGAAGAGCUGAUGGGAUCUCUUGUGGGAUCUUGAGUCAAAGGCUGUCUUUUUAAAAACAAACAAACAAAAAUGUUCUACCACUUUGGGAUCCUUGUGGAUCUCUUCUCAUGUUGGCUCCUGGUGUCUCACUAAUUGAGACUAGUCUCUGAGGUCCCACUCUGAGAGCAGGAGCCUGCCACAGUUUUGGUAUCUCCACAGAGAUCAUCUCUCAACCCCACUCCAUCUUUCUAAAGAAGCCUCUUGCAGAGGAUGUUUCAACUAGUAGCAUGUGGAUUUUGAAGCGACGUUCUCACAAGAGGGAGAUCAAGAAGCAAUUGCAUUAUUCUUAGGCCUUCUAGUGUUGUAUUCUAGUCCUAACAAGCCUAUGUCUGAUGUUUUUUAUAUGUGUAUAUAUAUUUUUAUAUACAGCCUUUUCACCUGAUAGUAUUAAUGUUUAAUGCAUUUAUAAACUUGAUUUGUAAAUGGUAUUUUUAGUUCUUGGGUUUUUUUUUUCCAGGUUGGUUUCUUGGUUUCUGGACCGUUAUUAAGACACUUAAUCAUUUGCUUUCUCUAGAAACAGCACAGAGUCUUAACUUUCUGCUAACAUUUCCACUUGUGUGUAGCGUUAAAAUAAAUCAUGUAACAUUGACUUGUCUAAGGAUCUAAUCCUGCAGAUGCUUAAGACCUUGAGCACCUUCAAAUGAGAGAGGUGGCAUUCACAGCAUUAGAACCCGAAGUGUGUAUCUCCAGAAAUGUUACUUCCAGUUUCUUCUUUAUUUUAAGGCCAUCUAUACGUAAAAUGCUACAGCAGCAGUGCUUCAGUAGACACUUAUUACAACAAUGGGAGGGGUACUCCCAUUCUGUAGGUAAUCCACUUCCCUGAGCGGCAGUAGCUAGGUUGAUGGAAGUAUUUUUCUGUCAACCUCCCGGUGUCUACACCAGGGGUUAGGCUGGCUUAACUACAUCACUCAGGGUUUGGAUUUUUCACACCCCUUACAUAUAGUGAUGCUGAUCUAACUUUCCAGUACAGAGCAGCCCACAAAUUACUUUUUGAAUUAUGGACCAGAUUGUACCACUUUGGCAGAGCAAGGUGGCCGAAUCUAGCCCUAACUGAGAAUUAACCUGUCAUGGGGAAGUUCUCACUUAGUCAGCUCUUGUGCUGACUGGCCACCACACUCCUUGUCCUGGUGUUGGUCAGGAUGGAGUGCAGUUGCGUAUAAUCCCAUGAAGACCUCGGCCAAUUGGCAUAAAUUAGAGCAGCCCCAUAGCUGCUUUAAUGUGUCAGUGGGCCGGAGCUGGCACAAUUACUCCAUGAUUCUCAUGGAGGCAUAAGAUGCUCCCUGGGUUGGACACCUUCCUCCCACAUUGUUUGGUGCAGGGCAGAAUCUGAACCUAGACCUCAGUUCAUCCAUGCUGGAUAUUUUUUUUUUUUUUUUAAAUUGGCUAAUCUGAAUUAGUGUUAACUCUACUGCUGACACAGGGUGGUGCUGCAGAAGUCAAUAGCAUUAGAAAUUUCCUCAUUUAUCCAAACAUAGGCUGCGUUCCCUGUGACAGCUGAAUAAUCAAACUCUUCCCCUUCUGAAGUCUGGCACUUUAGCUCCCAGCAAGCACUGGAAGCUUCUUAGGGCCUGUCUGCUCCUCAUUUUGGUGCUAAUUACAGAUCUUUUCAAGAUAUAUAUAUAUUUUUUGCUUAUGUGAGACCUUAAUGGUUCUCCACUAAAA